AAAUAGGGCCGCGCUUGGCACAGUGUCUAACGGAGUUGCUUUCACUAUUUAGCCAAACGGGCGACAAGCGGGCCAAUUCAGUGGAAUACAAAAAACCAAAACAAAUCAGUGGCAAAAACAAUCCUUAAAAAAUGAAAGUGCUAAUACUCAUCGUACUAUUUGCUUUUGCCUGCCAAGCCCAGCACCACCAUCAGCACCAGCAGCACCAGCACCAGCAUCCCAAUGCCAAUAACAUUCCGAGGGACGACAAGCCGGACCAUCACCGGCACGAGGAUCACCGGGAGACGAGCACCUGGAUACCGAUCAUCAAGUACAACAAGGAGCAGAGCGAGGAUGGCAGCUACAAGACGGAGUACGAGACAGGCAACAGCAUUGUGCACGAGGAGACGGGCUUUCUGAAGGACUUCGAGACGAAUCCCAACGGGGUGCUGGUCCAGCACGGCCAAUACUCGUACCAAUCGCCGGAGGGCACCCUCGUCAAUGUGCAGUACACGGCCGAUGAGAACGGAUUCAGGGCCACUGGUGAUCAUAUACCCACUCCGCCAGCCAUUCCCGAGGAGAUCCAGAAGGGACUGGAUCAGAUCUAUGCCGGCAUCAAGUUGCAGCAGGAGCGCUUGGAGCAGCGGGCCAAGACGGAUCCGGACUUUGCCAGGAAGCUGGAGGAGAGGCGGGUGGCCAAUCAGAAUGGCCAGUACAUUGGCCUCCUGGAGAACCAGUAGAGUGAGAGCGAGAUCGGGAGAAAGUAUUGUCCUGUAGCCCCCGUCCCCCACCGAACCGAUGAUCCUGGAAACGUGACCACUUUGAAUUCUAUAUCUGCAACAACAAGACUGUGAUUUCACUCUGCAAGUUCUUCUUUUUGAAAUCGGUACUACUUCGAUUCUGAUCACCGUUGCUUCUAUUUUUAAUAACUUUGAAAUUUUCAACUGCCAACUAAAAUAUGCAUAAUUUUAUUUUAUUAACGAGCGUGAAAGUUUCUCCGCCUUGAAACAAUAAAAGAAAAACUAACGUUUCCAUUAUGCCGAACCUA
This is a messenger RNA of Drosophila ananassae, 1027 nucleotides long. It is a transcript of the gene Cpr49Ah, whose product is annotated as pupal cuticle protein 27. NCBI's taxonomy places the organism in Eukaryota, Metazoa, Arthropoda, Insecta, Diptera, Drosophilidae. Gene Ontology annotation, molecular function: structural constituent of chitin-based larval cuticle. The record is from RefSeq and is a predicted model, not a curated record. Bases 132 to 719 code for a protein of 195 amino acids. The transcript has 2 exons. Gene Ontology annotation, cellular component: chitin-based extracellular matrix.